AUGUGGCUCCUCCCGGUACCUCCCCGCGCCCGGCCCCGGUCCCGGCGGGGCCGCCCAGCCCCAGCCCAGCCCCAGCCCCGUCCCCGCCGCCGCCCAGCCCGGCUGCACCGGCCGGGGGCACCGCCAACACCGGGAGCCGGGGGACCGGGAUCACCAGGAGUACCGGGGGUACCGGGCGCCUGGGAGCACCAGGAGUACCGGGAGCACCGGGGGUACCGGGGCACCGGCCGCACAAUGAUCUGCGGCAGGAAGGCUCGUCCCGCCGCCGAGCAGCCCCGCUCCCCGUCGGACGGCUCCGGUGGCCCCCGCCGGCCCGGCAGAGCCUUGAAGAAAAUGGGCCUGACGGAGGACGAGGACAUCCAGCGGAUGCUGCGGGGCUCCCUGCUCCGGAAGAUCAAGUCCCGGGGGGGCCCCCGGGAGCGGCUCUUCCGUCUGCAGGAGGACGGGGCGACCGUCUGCUUCGAGGGGCGCUUCGGGCGCGCUCGCUCCCAGCAGAGCUUCUCGGUGAUGCACAUCGAGGGGGUGCGUGAGGGACACCAGUCGGAAGGUCUACGCAAGUACGGUGCCGCCUUCCCCGAGCGGCACUGCUUCACCCUCGUCUUCAAGGGCAAGCGCAAGAACCUUGACCUGGCUGCCCGGGGCGAGGAGGAUGCCCGCCACUGGGUGCAAGGGCUCACCAAGCUGAUGGGGCGGCUGCAAGCCAUGAGUCAACCAGAGAAGCUCGACCACUGGAUCCACGGGGUCCUGCAGCGAGCAGACAGGAACAAGGACAACAAGAUGUCCUUCCGGGAGGUGAAGAGCAUGCUGAGGAUGAUCAACAUCGACAUGGAUGAUGUCUACGCCUACAAGCUCUUCAAGGAGUGCGACCGCUCGGGCGACGAGCGGCUGGAGGGCCGGGAGCUGGAGGAGUUUUGCCGACGGCUGCUGCGGCGGCCAGAGCUGGAGGAGCUUUUCGGGCGUUACUCGGGUGAGGACCGUGUCCUGUCGGCCGAGGAGCUGCGGGAUUUCCUACGGGACCAGGGCGAGGACGCCAGCCUGCGCCAGGCCCGUGCCAUCAUCCGCGCCUACGAGCUCAAUGAGAAGGCCAGGCAGCAGGACCUGAUGAUGCUGGACGGCUUCAUGAUGUACCUCCUCUCGGCCGCUGGUGACAUCCUCAACCAGGAGCACACCAAGGUGCACCAGGACAUGAGCCAGCCCCUGUGCCACUACUUCAUCUCCUCCUCCCACAACACCUACCUGACCCGCAACCAGAUCGGUGGCACCAGCAGCACCGAAGCCUAUGUCAGGGCACUGAUGGCGGGAUGCCGUUGUGUGGAGCUGGACUGCUGGGAGGGCUCCGAUGGGGAACCUGUCGUCUACCAUGGCCACACGCUCACCUCCAAAAUCCUUUUCCGCGAUGUCAUUGAGAGCAUCCGUGACUACGCCUUCAAGCAAUCACCCUACCCCGUCAUCCUGUCCCUGGAGAACCACUGUGGGCUGGAGCAGCAGGCCACCAUGGCCCGGCACAUGAAGGCCAUCCUGGGGGACAUGCUGCUGAUGCAGCCGCUGGAGGGGCAGGACCCCCACAACCUCCCGUCCCCGGAGCAGCUGAAGGGGAAGGUCCUGGUGAAGGGCAAGAAGCUGCCAGAGUCAUGGCACGAGCCCCAGGGUGUCACCUCCCUUCUGGACCCUGAGGAGGAGGAAGAGGAGGAGGAGGAAGAGGAAGAGGAGGAGAAGCUGCAGGAGAGAAGCAGCCGGCGGUCGCUGCAGUCGCUGCAGGAGAUCAAACCUCUGCAGGCCAAGGACGCAUCACAGGUGGCCCCGGAGCUGUCGGCCGUGGUGGUGUACUGCCAGGCUGUCCCCUUCCCCGGCCUGGCCCACGCCCUGCGCCACCCCCGGCCCUGCGAGAUGUCCUCCUUCAGCGAGAGGAAGGCUCGGAAGCUCAUCAAGGAGGCGGGCCCGGCGCUGGUCCGGUAUAACGCCCGGCAGCUCAGCCGCGUCUACCCGCUGGGGCUGAAGAUGAACUCCUCCAACUACAACCCCCAGGAGAUGUGGAACGCCGGCUGCCAACUGGUGGCCCUCAACUUCCAGACGCCGGGCUACGAGAUGGACCUGAACGCCGGGCGCUUCCUGGGCAACGGGUGCUGUGGCUACGUGCUGAAGCCCCCCUGCCUGCAGCCCCCCGGAGAGGGGCGCCGCCGCCUGGCACUGCACGUCAGGGUGAUCACGGCGCAGCAGCUGCCCAAGCUGAACAGGGAGAAGGGGAGCUCCAUCGUGGACCCCUUCGUGCGGGUGGAGAUCCACGGCGUCCCGGCCGACUGCAGCAAGCAGCAGACGCACCACAAGCUCAACAACGGCUUCAACCCACGCUGGGAGGAGACGCUGAGCUUCCAGCUGCAGGCACCCGAGCUGGCCCUGGUACGCUUCGUGGUGGAGGACUACGACAGCACCUCCUGCAACGACUUCGUGGGGCAGUUCACCCUGCCCCUGGCCAGCAUGCGGGAAGGGUAUCGUCACAUCCAUCUGCUCUCCAAGGACGGGGCGUCCCUGUCCCCCGCCACGCUCUUCGUGCACGUUCGAUGCAAGAGCCUGUGAGGUCCCCGGGGGAGGGACAUCGUGUCCCCGUGCGGGGGACAACAUGCUCCUCCAUGGGGUGGGCACCCUCCUGCGCCAGAGACGCCCUGCUCCCUGUGCAGGGACAGCCUGGGGCCACCGCUCACCUGGCCACAGUGACAGCAGGGCU
Gymnogyps californianus (California condor) is the source of this 2722-nucleotide messenger RNA. It is a transcript of the gene PLCD3, whose product is annotated as phospholipase C delta 3. Gene Ontology annotation, biological process: intracellular signal transduction; lipid metabolic process. NCBI's taxonomy places the organism in Eukaryota, Metazoa, Chordata, Aves, Accipitriformes, Cathartidae. Gene Ontology annotation, molecular function: phosphatidylinositol-4,5-bisphosphate phospholipase C activity; calcium ion binding. The record is from RefSeq and is a predicted model, not a curated record.